AGAACCGAAAGAGAUGUUUAGCGGUCGUUGUGAGCUUUGGAAUGCAAGUUCGAGUCAGAUGCAGUGACCAAAGGCUGUCUCAGCCUAGCUAAUUGGGAAACAUGGGUGAAGGUGUUGCACAACAGCACUAAACAACCGCGUGCCUCCUCGCGUGUUUGGCUCAAGAUAUCACUGCGAGAUCUGCUUCGAGUCUUCGUUGGCCAUGUCAACGCUUGCUGAACAUGCUCUUCACCUUUCUCAACUCGGUCAUUCUAUCCAGUCUAACGCGUCUGAUAUCGCGCAAAGACCGGAGCAAGGACAACCAUCAAUUGCAGGACCCUUCACCCGUGCCAUCCUCGAGACACCGCUUGGCGAUCUCAUACGCGAUAUAGACCCAGCAGAAAUUGGGCUCUUUACCUUGGUUCAGCCAACGCAGUCUUUGCCUACACAUGCGCAAGAAGACGUGCCUGUCCCGCCAAAAGGCGAGAUUGCACGCGUAGAGUUCUCUGGCGCAACGCCUUUGCGGAGACCUCCUGCGAGACAAGCAAGGGAUGAUCCUGCGCGUCCCAGGGAGCACGAACCGGAAGUUUACGCUCAGGCAGCAUUGAAAUAUCUCGAUCGAUAUACAUCAAUCAGACCGAUGCCUCGAGCAUCGGAGCAGGCUGAACGGAUUAUUGAACAGCUGUCUGCUGUCCGAGAUAAUAUCUAUGAACUUAGCGAAACACUCAAGCAAAUGAAUGUUGCAGGACCAUCUAACCCACCACUCUCACCUAAGUCGGCUAUCACGGCGGAGGAACGUCACAUUCAGGAGAUCGGGGCGGAAAUGCUCGAGCUCAAACAGAAGAAGGAAGCCCUUCUGAAGAAAAAGACAGGAAUCCGAGCCGCACAUAAACCCGGGGCUCCCAAGUCCAAACCUAGGCCGCCACCGCCACCGACAUCCCCAGAUGCUCAGGAAGAGAGCUUCUGGAAUACGCCAGCUGCUACCGCCCGUACCUUGCACUUCACUGAUGAUCUUCUGACCGACGAAAACAUGGACCUCGCCAAUACGUCUUCAUUUGCCAGCCCGAUACCAGAGAGCAAGUCCCACGCACGAAGUGGACGAGGCAAUCUACGGUCGGAGUCUGCGGGUCGACAUAUGGCUUUCUCAGAACCGGCUGAGAAGGCUGUUUUGCACGAUGAAUCGCCUGAGCUGGAGGAUGUGCCUAUUAACAAUGCGCCUCUAUUACAACAGUUGGAAGCCGCUCGACAUCAUUCGCCCGAGCCAUCUUUGUCUCGCGCAGACGAGGACGACGCGACUAUUAGGAUGACGACUGUACCAGUUGCAGAGGCCGUUCCAACCUCCGCAGAAGAUCAGGUACUACAUUCGGUAUCCUCGGAGAUACCAAGGCGGACGAAGCUGAAGGUAACGACCGAGUUGGAAACCAUUGUGGUCAAGAUUUGGUCAACGGUUGGGGAUAUAAUUAUGCCGGGCAAUCCGUUCGACGUGCAUGGUAUCAACGGCCCAAAACCUCCCCACGCGAAAGAGACUAUCGCGCAUCUCCACUCACUUAGUACGCAAGAACCCGUGCCAGGUUCACCAACCACUUCCCUGUCCUCACUAGCGACUGCGCCACCACCGACUGGCCAGGUUACCACACACCAACUGCUCAUCGCCCAUGUCCUCCUCGCUCUUCUAAACUCUCCGCCACAGUUUACUAUGCCUCUCAACAAGCUUAAAACAUUAAUCACUGAGACUGAUCCUGGGAAGAAACUGAUUGGCACUGCUAUUACGAAACCCAUAUAUGCCCUAGUGGCGAAGAGAUGUUUGAAGAUCGAUCGGAGUGGGAAGGAGCAGGUAGUCAGGUUCAUGGUGUAAUCUUUGCGAUGGACUGUGGUUCUUGUUAGAUCUCAUGUCAUGAAUAUCUUGUAUACCAUUUUACUCUCGCGUGUUACGCGGAUACUAUCGCUCUGGGCUCUGUGCUUGUUUCUGGUGUUUCAGGGUGCUAUUGCUCAUUGGUAUGGCUCAGCAGCAUUCUCUGUGAACACUGAGCACCUUCAUGGCCGCAGUCCAACUUUCAACAUGUGUUAGAAGUGUAUGACUUGCAUACAUUAUUGCGCCACUUGAAUGUUACCCAUCUAGUGUCAUGCAAUUCUGUAAUAUGAAGCUGUCCCGACCUCACUUCCGACGCCGCGCGUCCCACACUAUGUAUCAGUUGCGGUUCUAUCUCGAGACCCGAAAGUUGCCUCCCCAAUGUCCGAUCUCGGGCUCAGAGAGCUGAGGAUCAAUGGGCCUGUUUCGAUGAGG
Molecule: messenger RNA, 2263 nt
Organism: Somion occarium
Lineage: Eukaryota; Fungi; Basidiomycota; Agaricomycetes; Polyporales; Cerrenaceae
Source: the annotation of a GenBank genome assembly